AUGGCGGUGCGGGGUGUUCCGCUGAGCACAGUGAGUAGAAAAUAAUAUUUUUCUCUUUUAUUUCAGCUGUUCAGUGGUGUCAAGAGUAACAGACACAAAACAGCUUUUAAUAUGAAUUGUAGUGUUGAAUUUAAUGCACUGGUAUUGUUUUAAAAUUAUGUUAAGUGAAUAGUCUGUAGAGCAGUGAGGUUGCUUUUAAAUUGAAACGGAAACAGCGGUUAAGAAACACAACUCUGCUCACUGCUGCUCUGUUUUCUGGGUCUGCAGACCAAACUUUAAGAUGUUUGUUUCAUUUUACGUCUGAAAUACUGUUUACAGAUGAGCAGCUAGUUGGUUGUAUUGCUCUAAAGUCAUGUUUAUUUCCCCAAGAUAAACAGAUACAAAAAAAAAAAUAAAAAAUAAAAAAACAUUUGCAGUAAGUGUUAAUGCAAACUGACAAGUUUUUACUGUCAUUAUUUAUUAUAUCUAUGUCUUACCCUUACUCAAUAAAGGUUAAACUCACUGAUUUUGUAAAGGUUUUAUUUUUUUCAUGAAAAAAUAUUAUUAUUAUUAUUAUUAUUAUUUUCAUAUGAAUGGAUGGUUUUACACAACUUGUAAACAUAGUAAAACCUCACUUUAAAUGUAUUAAAUAUAUGUCUUUGGCCUUAUUGCCAUUUUAUUUCAGUGUAAUACUUCAGGGUUGAGUCAGUGGGAUAGCAUUGUAUUUUCAAAGCAGAGCAACAUUUUACUUCGACUGUAAUUCAUUUGUUUUUCUUAUUAAUUAAGUGAUAAAUCAAGUUUGCAGUAAACUAUACGUAGGAGCCGACUUUGAGUACUUAUUCCUAUCCUGCCUUAUGUCCCUUUUCAUCUGACCCUUGGGCGGGAUGUAUCUUCCAAACCCCCUCCUCAGAAAUAAACAAUCGUCUUUGGUGCUAGUUUUGUAUUGCCCAUGAUGCUUUCUGAGCAUCUGCAGAGACCUUUGUUCUUAGCCCUUUGCUUCCUGUAAACCUGAAUAUACUUUUGAUUUGAGCUCACUCAAGCCACCUCACUGUGGCCAUUUCCGUUCAUGACACAGUGAAUAAAACAUACAAGAACAAAAGUUGAAGGUUCUUUAAUGUCACAUGUAACUGCACCAAGUUCAGUUCAGAUUUGCCUGUCUCCUGAAACUGAUUUGCCCAGCUCAACUCGCUGCAUGAAGUAGUCAUGACAGCUUAAUUGGACCUAUACAAUUUGCUUCUUGACAGUCUCUUUCUACCCGCUUUUCUAUCAAAUGUCAAAUGAAUAAUGUAGGGUCAUUUUGCCGUGCUGACUCAGGCAAACCAAAUGUAAAAUGUCUAUACUCUAAAACAGGCUUAAGUAUGCAGAUUUCUCCACAAUCGUUCUAUACCCACUGGUGCUGACUUCUACCAGAUGAAGUGGUGCUUGUCCUGACAUGCAUUAAUACAUGAUAACAAGAGCCAAUAUAACUGAUGUGUACUUUUUAAUUUGCUCUCCUUGCAGCUUUGCCCGAAGUUUCUUCAUACCAAUUCAACCAGCCACACCUGGCCCUUCAGCGCCAUAGCUGAGUUAAUAGGUGUGUCAUUAACUGCCACGUUUACUUUCAGUUUCAUUUCUUACUUAAGUUUCUUUUCUAGAGAAAGAGAUCCAUGGUUUUGGAUGAGCAUCUAAGCCGGAUGUGGUACAGCCGUGCUGGAAUUCAGUACAACAGCUCAACUUAGACUAUGAUACAGCUUUGACAACAAUUAUUUUACUGGCAGCAUGUGUUAGUAAAAAAAUAUGCGGCAGGUAUUCAUUUUUGUUGAAUUAAUCAUCCUGGCCAGCAGAGCCCAUUACUUCUGGAAGUGAUUGUGACUCAUAUCUCAAAUUCAAAAGCAUUAGCAGAAAUGCUUUUUCAUUUCAAAGUCAUGGCUGCACUAUUUGACUCAAAAAUAAAAAUAAAAAGCAAUAUUCCAAAGUGCGAUUUCAUUUUCUUCUUUAAGACUGCUCAUUUUGUGACCAAAUUAAAAAGCAAAAGCAAAACACAUUUAACAUUUAAUUUUCAAAACAUUCACCAACAAAAAGGUAACAAAAUUUAAUUUGAAAUGUCAAAUUCGAAAAUUCAAAAGCAUUAGCAGAAAUGCAUUUUCAUUUUCUUCUUUAAGACUGCUCAUUCUGUGACUAAAUUAAAAAGAAAAAACAAACUUAGAAAUGCUUUUUUGUUUUCGUGCUCGUGCCCCGCAAAAAGUGUCUCAUAAUUCAAUCUGAGUUAGCAAUCUCAAGUGGCGCCGGAAAGUGACGUCACGGACCCCACUCGUUCUGGCCCCUUCUGGCCGAUAGGGGGCAGUGUAUCAUUCGUUCAAUUGAUAUUCAAUCAAGAAUCAAAAAACAAAACAUUGAAAAAUUGUUCAUUUUUCCCUUUUUGAAAUGAAAACAAAUAAAUGAAAAUUCGCUCGUUUUCCAUUAUUCCGUCAGUUAACAUAGAUCAAAUAAACAGAAGUUGAAUUACGGGCCACAGGCUGAUUUUGUUUUUAUUAUUAUUAUAUAUUCUCAUUUAUUGAGAUGGGAUACUUGAAAACAUUGUGCAACAGAAGCUUGCAGAUGGCUUUGAAAUUAGAAUAUUUUUAGUCCACUGAAGAUAAAAUGUGGAGAGUCCACGUCUCCAUGCUGUAAGUGAGUGAGUAAAAGGACCAGCACACCUGACACACCGCAGACAUCUGCAUACAGUCACAGGUUAACAUGGACAGAGACUGCAGUGACUCUGCCUCUGUGCCAUGUAUUAUUUUUUUAAUUAUGAGACACUUUUUGCGGGGCGAGCACGAAAACGAAAAAGCAUUUCUGAGUUUGUUUUUUCUUUUUAAUUCAGUCACAAAAUGAGCAAAAUGAAAAUGCAUUCGGAAUAUUGCUUUUGAAUUUUUGAAUUUGACAUCUCAAAUUGAAUUUUGUUACUUUUUUCUUGGAGAAUGUUUUGAAAAUUUAAUGUUAAAUGUGUUUUGCUUUUUCUUUUUAAUUUAGUCACUGAAUGAGCAGUCUUGAAGAAGAAAAUGAAAUUGCAUUUUGGAAUAAUGCUUUUUAUUUUUAUUAAUCAAAUAGUGCAGCCAUGACUUUGAAAUGAAAAAGCAUUCCUGCUAAUGCUUUUGAAUUUGAGAUAUGAGUCACAAUCACUUCCAUAGUUACUAACUAGAGUGUUGCUAAGACACAGAGACAUUUUCUUGCACUCUUGCUAGAUCAUCUUUUUUGUUCAAUAAGUUAAACCACUGACAUAAGUCUUCUGACAACUUUUUCUGUGCCACGUGUGCUUCAGAGGUACAAGUUAAACCAGUCUAGAUGUAGACUUUAAACUAGUUAUAGUCUUACCAUUUAGAUCAGAUGCCCUUAUUCUGAAUCCUAGAUUCAAAGUGAUGCAUAUAGUUAAAAGUCCCAGUACUGCGACACUCUCUGUCAGCCCUCACUGAGUGUUUCUCCAGUCAGGUUAUUAUCUGAGGUCAUUUGCUUUUCUACUUUCUUACAUAAAGAGCUUUCUUAGAGGAUGAAACUUGUACAUCUUGCUAAAUUCAUCCCAAGUUGCAAGCUUCUUAGUUCAGUGUAAGCGAUAUUUCAGAGCUAUAAACAGUUGAGGGUGAGAUUUCUCUGCCAACUAUACAAACUGGUUCUUUUGACAGACAAUGCCGUUGAUCCAGACGUCAACGCCAAACACUUUUGGAUUGACAAAACUGUGGUCGAAGGAAAAGAGUGCCUCAUCUUUAUGGAUAGUGGAAAUGGACUGAACAAUGAGACUAUGCAUAAAAUGCUCAGGUUUGGACACUCACUCUGAAGGACACAAGUAUCUAAAAUUCUGUGUCAUCUACAGUUUUUGUCUGUUUAAAGUCACUGCCAUUUGAUGCUAAUAGUGCAAUGUCAUUGCUGCCAUACAUUAUUGUAACAGCUACCUAAACCCUGCAAAACAAAAGCUGUAAAUGCUCUUUAAUUAAGAAGUGAUUUUACUUAAAGUGAUAAUGAAUGUGCGUGAGCAGUUGUGUGAUUCCCAUGAUUGUUUGUGUUUCCUCUCCAAGCUUUGGCUACAGCGACAAGACUACCAUUAAGGGUAUAAAGCCAAUCGGUAUGUACGGCAAUGGGUUCAAGUCUGGAGCUAUGCGUCUUGGGAAAGAUGCCAUCGUCUUUUCCAAGUCAAAGAGUUCUUCCUGCGUUGGGAUGCUCUCUCAGACCUACCUGCAAACCAUCAAAGCUGAGCAGAUAGUCGUCCCUAUUGUCUGCUUUGAACAGAGUGAAGAAGGCCAUAAUAUCCUUCAGUACUAAAGUGUAUGGUUGAUGAAGCACCUUUUCUCUCAGUCUGAAACCCAAAUGUGGGAUGUUUUAAAAAUUUGAAGUCAUCCUUAACUUCAUCUUCACUCAGUGUCAGGGACGAGCAGCAAGCCAGUCUGAGGGACAUCCUGACUCAUUCCCCGUACAAGACAGAGGCAGAGCUGCUUGUCGAGAUAGAGGCCAUCAGUUCCCCCUGGUCCACAAGCAAAACUGGCACACGGGUAGUUAUCUGGAAUCUCCGAAGGUUCGUGUGUAGCCCCUACACACACACACACACAUACAGAGUUGACUUCUUCUUUGCUGUCAAGGAAUAAUUAUAGACUGAUCAAAUAAACACAUCAGCAGCCUGUGAUUGCAAACGGUUAAGUAUCGUGCCACACAGAUUUUCAGACUCACUUCAUUCUUGAAACCAGAAUAAUCAGAAUCAUAAAACUAUUUGACCUCAACAAAUAUAAAACUGAGAGGUUCACAAAAGAGUAAUAAACAGCUAUGUGUUGUGACUGAAAGCCCUCAUGAGGAUGUCAAACAGAUUUGAAAAAGACAGCUGGUUGUUUAAAAAACAGAAAUUCUGUUUUUGGUUACAUGCUUGUCGCUUCAAAAGGUGUCAAUGUGUCACCUUAAAGUUACAUUCAUUCAUACUAACAGUAACACUGCAGAGUCUGCACCAACACAAGACCAUGAACAAAUCCAUCACUAAGUCCUGUUGAUUGAUUUUAUACUUUAUACUUAAACACUUUUUUGAGUUUUUUUCUGCUUAAUUUUCAUUUAGAGUGUCCAGUGUUAGCCUUGUUGAUCCAUUCACUUACACUUUUACUUUCUCAAACAGGACCUCUGAAGAUAAAUCAGAGUUUGAUUUUGAGGUGGACCGUUACGAUAUCCGAAUCCCAACUGAAGUCUACGAGUCUAUGAAUGAAAAGGAUCCACUGCCAGGCAGGGCUGCAUCCCACGUCCCUGCGAGUUGUUACUCUCUCCGGGUGAGGAACAGUGUUUUUUCUCCUUUGUACCUUUGUAUAAUUGUCUAACUUCAACCCCUUUUUUUAGUGAAAUUUAAAGUGAUGCCAUUUAUAAAUAAUGUAGGAAAUCUCAGAAGGUAUCAGCUAUUAUAUCAUACAACAGUAUCACCUCUGACUUUCUUUUCUGCCCAGUGAAUGUUUACAGCCUAUUUGGCAGAAUGUACGCUGUUGUGGAAAAUCAAUCUAUAUUCAGUAAAACAAUGCUCAGGAGACAGGAUGAGAUCUGAAGAGCAGCCCGGGCAUCUUUAUUGUACAAUCAGCUCAGAGGACAAACAGAGUCUUGACCAGACCAAAGGAGCCCUGAGCUUUCCUCUCACUCACUUUUACACUGCUGAGUGUGUGUCUUAAUACAAUAAUUGUGUGUUACUUGUGUACUACAAAAGUGCACCCUUCAUAUGUGCACUGCAUAGUUUUACAACUCUGUAACUGUAAUGUGUGUAUGUCUGUGAGUGCACGCUUUUCCCAUCAUCUGUUCAAUCACCAGGGGUCGUCCAAGCCCAGGUCCCAGUGUUCUCAAAUUGACCGCUUGUUUGGAUUACUCUUGGACUUCAUGGAAACUAUCUUGAAGUGUUUUGACAACCUAACUGCAAAGCAGCCUGGUUGUGCAACCUCAGGCUGCACAACCAGGCCUAACCCAACAUGUUUAUAAAUCCCUAAUAAAUGAUAAUCACAUAUAUAUUCCUAUGGAUUCCCCCACAACACCUGACAGUAUUUGCCAAGUAAAUACUGUUAUUUCUUGGUUCAUUCUUGAGCUCGCCCCUCAUGUUAGACUGUCCCCAACAUUACUGGCUUUUGAAUCCCACCUGAAAACAUAUUUUCACUCCUUGGCUUUUAACCCAGCGUGAUAAUUCUGUGGUCUCUGUCUCUGUCUGUUCUUUUAUUGCAUUUUUAUUUGCUCUUACAGUGUUUUUAUUUUAUUUUAUUUAUUUAUUAUUUUAUUAUUUUUGAAGUGUUUUUAUGCGCUUUUUAUUAUGAUUCUUUUAUUUUAUUCUAUUUUAUUCUCUGACAGCGUUUUAUAUUCUGAGUGUUUUAACUUAUUUUACUGCACUGUGCAGCAAUUUGCUGAACUUGAUUGUAUUUUCUAAACGUGCUCUAUAAAUAAAGUCGAUUGGAUUGGAUUAAUUAAAUCUGACCUGUAGUGCCCACUCAUACAGUCUUAGUUUCACAGUAAAUAGUAACAUUGGACUUCAGGUGUAUUGCUCUGUAAAUAGGGAUUAAUCUGAAGGUGGUUUUAGGGCGCUAUUGUCCUGGCAGAUUAAGCGUGCGUCCUGUGUAGAAGCUAUGGUCCGCGCCACAGGGGUUGCUGCUUUCACUCUUAGCCAUGACCUUUUGCUGCAUGUCUUCUCUUGGCGUCAGUUGGCUUAUCAACAACUAAAAAGGCCCCAAAAUUCCUCUUAUCUGUAGUUGAUCUAAAGAGCAUCCCGGAGGGUUAGUGUUGAAAUUAUUUCUGUCUGCCACGCCCUUUGAGCUCUGAGAGGAGCACCACACAUCCUCAAGCUCUCCUCAGGCAGGACUCAUUAAAAGGAGGAGAGUCUAUUGCUCUGGUUGCCUUCUACCAUUCAGACCUUUCCCCUCCUUUGCUGUUAAAAACACCACCUCAGGAGUAAACACACAAUUGAAGCUCCAGCACUCAUUCACCGUAACAGUAGGGAUUAGUUUCAGGAUUUACUCACUGUAUUUCUUUGAAAAGAAAUGUGUUCUUGUGGUUUUAAUGAUUGUAGGCAUACUGCAAGAUUCUCUACCUGAAGCCUCGGAUGCAGAUAAUCAUUCGUGGUCAGAAGGUGAAAUCUGAGCUCAUCGCAAAGAGUCUGGCCUUCGUCGUAAAGGACAGCUACAAGCCGUUGUUCCUUGUAUCCUUUUAUCCUUUUAUCUGAACUUUUUUUUUUUUUUGUUUGAUCAAGUGUGCUUCAUUUGUAAAACUUUUUAUUCAACCAAAUUUUUUAUGUCUUUGUUUUUGAUAUUUUCCUUAAUGCUGUUGUAGAACCAUAAACCCAUUCCGAUCACUUUUGGCUAUAACACCAAAAGUAAGGACCAGUAUGGUGUCAUGAUGUACCACAAGAAUCGCCUCAUCAAAGCCUAUGAGCGAGUGGGCUGCCAGCACAAGGUGUGUUGAUCUAGAUCUUUUUAAUGGUUCCUACUUUCAUAACACAUAAGGAUAAAUUCACUCAUUUACGUGUCAAUGUAACGAGAAAAAAUAAAGAUUUCUUUAAUCAUAACUUUACUGUAACAUUGGAUAAGGUAAAAUGAUAUCCCUAUCAUUAGAAGAGAAGAUAAAUUCUGUUAACAUGAAUAUACGUAAUGCCACGGUUCCUCUAAGAAGAGAGUUCCUCGAGAGACAGAGCGAAGAGGGAGGCCUGGCCCACCAAAUUAUAUGCACUACUACUGGGCUGCUAAUAUACGUAAGCUGUUGUUUUGGAUGUUUGGAAAAUUUUCCUCAUUUUCCAAAUCAAAACUUGACAGGUAUGAUCAGAUGUAGACUGGAGAUGGGCAGUAGAACUAAUACACUCUUCUUCUGUGUGUGUUAGACACAGAUUGAUACAGUUUAAGGUGUUACACAAACUUCAUUUAUCAAGGGACAAACUGGUGAAAAUCUAUCAGGGGGCAGGGGGCUGAUCCAAGUCGUCCUGGAUGUUAACAGGUGCCAGCCAAAAUAUGUCACAUGUUCUGAGAUGGACCAAAAUUUUUAAAAAUUUUUCAUCCAUUUAUAACAAGGAUAUAGAGCCCUGUCCUCUGAACAAAGUAAACACAAUUAACAAAUGCUCAAAGGAGAGCAAAAGCUUUCUCUGCAUUGCUAGCCAGGAGGCUGAUCCUAUUUAAGUGUAUAAAGGCAACACCGCCAUGUCAAAAACAUUGGGUAGAGGAAGUGAUGACACGUUUUUAACUAGAGCAUCUUAGAUUUACUUUGCAGGGAAACACAAAGAGAUAUUCAAAGGUCUGACAGCCUUUUAUUUCUUUUUCUCUCCUCUUUAUUAUCAUCAUUAUCAUUGUUAUUGUCAUUUUUAUUCAUUUAUUUGUCUUUAACCUGAGAGUGUCUGGAGCACAUAGGUGAUGGGUAUGUCUACUGUCUGGUACUGGUAUGAUUGGUCUUGUUUCUGUUUUGUCUCUAAUUUAGACCUGUAUAUGUGAUGUAUGUUUGGAGUUCUACUGUUUUGUUCAGAACAGGUUACUACUUUCUAUUUAUUGUUUUUUUUCUACAGGCAAACAAAAUUGGCGUUGGUGUUAUUGGGAUCAUAGAGUGUGGUCUCUUCCUGGAACCUACUCACAACAAACAGAGCUUCAAUGAAACGGAUAAAUACAGGUGACAGCACCAAUGAUUUGGUCAGGUUUGAUCACAUGACUGAUUGAGAUCUAAAUGAUAUUCUGAUAUUCAGGGUGUUAAUGACCUACGCUGACAGUUUACAGUAGCAGCUCAAAUGUACUGGUCUCAACAUUUCUGGCCUUUGUAGCUUCUUAGCAGUAAAUUUAGUGAUCUAAACAGCUACUUUGAUAACAUGUCAUGCCAAACAUCAAUGCGAUAAGCUAUGACUUUUCUUUUUGAACUAGUUAGCUUGCCAAGAAGCCAACUGUCACAUUGUAUUUUUAAUUCUUUAAUUAGUUUCAGUGUUUGGUUUUCAUGAACUCAGAGGCUCCAGAAGAUUUUGUAUCUUAAUUUGAGUUUGGCUUAAAAGGUAACCAUCAGUAGAGAAGUUUGAAAAUCUUAAUGUCUUGCAGGAAAACCAUGAGCACUUUGGGGAUCAAACUGGAGGAGUACUGGCGGGAAAUCCGCCACAAAAGACAAACAGAGGAUCCAAGCAACAGUGUACCAAUCGAAGAUAGAAGGUCAGUGCAUUUUCAGUGACUGAUUUUUUCAUGUACUUUCGUCUUACCACAAAGACGUUGUUCAUUCUCUCUGACUCGUCUUAUUUUAUGUCUUCAGUAAGCGACCAGAUCAAAAUUGGGUGCAGUGCGAUGACUGUUCCCGCUGGCGUAAACUUCCUGAUGGGAUCAACCCUGACAAGCUGCCAGAUCAAUGGUUCUGCCAAUUGAACCCUGAUCCUCAGUUCAGGUAUUUGAGGCACUAACAUAAACCUGAACCAGCCAGUCAAGUUAUAGUUCUGCUCUGUAUUUAUAAAGCACCAACACUGAUCCCCAAAACACUGGAGCAUUAUAGAUAUAAAGUUCUUAAAAUAAAAAGAUGUAUUUGAAUGCUACACCCUUUAUUGACUCUGUGUUUCCAGGAGCUGCCAAGUGGAGGAGGAACCCGAGGACUCUGAUGAUGAUCAACCUACUUACCGCAAGACUUACAAACAACAGUGAGUUAUUUAAAAAACCUUUAAAACUCCAGAUUUUACCCCAAAAUGCAACGCAAAAAACUUUUUAAUGCAAUGAGAUUUUCAAAUUGUUUUUUAAAUGUUGUAACAAAUGUAUGUUUGAGUAGGGGGGAGCAGUGAUUCUACAACAUGCAGGAGAAAGCUGGUUAAAUGCUGAUAUGCUGUAUAAAUACAGUAUUAUUGUUAAUAAUGUUAGGUUUUUUAAGCGUUGUCCCUCUGUGUUUACGCGUGAGAAUGGGACUGGUCAUGGAGAAACGACCACUCCCUAUUUAAGAUGGCUUCUCUUGAACAAAAAACGGUUUGCCUGACGAAGGUCUAGUACCAGAACGUUGCAAAUAAAUGAUUGAUUGCAAGUUGGACAAUGUGCGGGAAUCCCUUUGCUAUAUUUUGGUCUUUUUUCUCCAAUGCACCUGCCUUGUUUUAUAGAUGUGUGAAGUGCUUCCUUUGUUCGAAAUUUUUAAAAUAGAAAUUAGUGCAAAGGCUCUGUUAGGCAACUAAGAGAGACAGGGUUCAGUUUUUGAGUCAUGUUGGACUGAUGAAUUUCCUUUUCUUCGGGGCAUGCUAACCCAAUAGGCUUUCUUUCCCAAUUACUCCACACUCACUCAUACACUGAUUGCAAAGCUGCUGUAUGAAGCACCCAUCAGUUUCAGCUAAUGUAUUCAUAAGCUGCUGGAUGUAGCCAGCAGGGCCGUUUGAGGUAAAGUGUCUUGCCAGUAGACACUUUGGUAUGUGAACAGCAGGAUCUGGGAUUGAACCUCAGACCAUCCAGUUUAGAGGGGAACAUCUCUAUCACUGAGCCACAGCUGACCAAUUACAAACAAUUUAAUGACCAAACCUUGAAAACAUUUAAUUUAUGUAAGAUUUUUCUGUUGAAACCUCUUUUGUAAAAUAAUUGAUUGUAUUGAUUUAAAUGACUUAGCUUGCCUGUUAUGUUUUUAUUUUUUCACAGCGAGAAGGUCCUCAAAAGUAACCAAGAAAGGAAAAGAAGAAAGGUAUGGACACAAUGUUUUUGAGUAGAUAAUCUGACAUUUUUUAUCUGUAAUCACAGUUUUUAUCUAAUACCACCACUAACACCCACUUCAAAUGAAAGAUUUUGUCCUGGUAGUAUUGAUGAAGUUAUUUUACAGUUUAUUACCAUAUAGACGUGAUAAUACUGUCUUUUGUAACCAUUUUUUUAAUCCAGGAGGUGGAGGAACAAAAGCGUCAAGAACAGCAGCGUUUGCUUGAACUUGCCCAGCAAAACCAGGCCCUCAAACAGCAGACAGAAAACUUGCAAAGGAAGCUGCAGCAACAGGAAACCGUAUGUAUACUGAAGGGGGGGUUAAACUAUAGCUGGAGAUAAUGGUCAGGUUUCCAAAAGUUUUCAUGUUAAUGACGGAGUGUGGAUAUGAUUUUGUAAUAUUAAUCUUUACGUAAAAAAUUUCUCUUUGUUUUUUUUAGAUAGCUCAUUCCCCAUCCAAGCCCCCAAAUUUGAGGAGAAGACUAAACGCUGGGUCACCUCAUGGAGCUGCUGCAACAGAUACAUCCCCUCUUGUAAGGUCCUCGACUGUCUCACAAGCUGGUAAGAAGACUACCCAAUUUGUGAGUGUGAGAAGAAGAGACUGGUGGAAACUUUCAGACUAAAAUAAGGGGUUUCCUUUCUCUUCAGCUUGCAGCUCCCCCGGUAACAGUGGCCUUCCAGUUAUUUUAAAUGUAUGCUCACUGUCGACUCCCCUUUUACGGUAUGACAAGAUUUUUGUUAUGCAUUUAUCAAUUGUCCUUCCUUUUGAAGCUAAUUUUCUGCCCUUUCUGUGCACUGCAGCAGCAAGAGGUCACAGCCUUCUACUCCACAAACAACACCAAAAAGACCAAAAACGAACGGUUUUCGCCACAGAACCCCAGAUACAUCCACAACGGCUGAUGUAUCUCCACAAAAUUCCCCAUCUGUGCCCCUACUUUCCAAUGAUGAUAGUGAUGAAACUGACGAUGAUAUCCUUAUAGUGGAGAAUGUCAGUACCCCCAAGCCUAAUAAGCAGGGGUUUGAUUUGGCCAAAGUUAAAGAAGAGCAAAAACAAAGGGAUGUGAAUGUCGGCAUGCUGUUGGAGUGCAGUGAUGACGCUGCUCUCGAUGAUGCCACAAAGACCAAUGAUGUUCGAACAAGCAGUGUAGCUGUUGGGCCUAACGCCCCUCCUGGUCUCUCAAGUGUCACAACUCAGACAGAUGUAGCUAAAGUGAAGACGGAAGCUGAGGCUUCAAAUCAAUUUGAAGAGGGUGAUGUAGCAAGCCCGAGCAUGUUAGAUAUAAAGGACGAGGAACAGAGUGAAGAUAUGCAAGUCGAUGUCUGUAAUAAAGAGACAAAUCGUCAAAAUAAUGCGAACGAUGCUGCUCUUUCCCGUGCAGACAUCUGCGCAGAAGAGGCGCAGAAACAGCAAGACCAGCUUGUAGAGCUCAUGCAAUCUACAGCUCAGGAGAGAGACCACUUUAAAGAGCAGGUCCAAAAACUUACCUGUCAGCUGAAAGACAUGCAGGGCAGACUGCAGGAACUGACCCAGACCUCUGUAAAGAAGGAGAGUUCCCACCAAGCUGUGCAGACGGUGGAAAAUGAGGAGGGAGACAGCUACAAAAAUCUGUUUGAGAAGGCCAAACAGAAAGUGGAUGAAUUGAUUAGGGAAAAAAAUAGUUUACUUGAAGCUCCUGAGACCAAGCCCAGUACUUCCCACAGUGAAGAAAGGGAUUUGGAUGAAAUAGCGCUGCAGGUCGACAGUCUGCUCAGGGAGCUGGAUCACAGAAACAAGGAGAGGGAUGAACUCCGCUCACAGGUCAGUAUCUUAGCUGUCUUUAUUCUGUAUAUUUCCUACAGACUACAAACCUCAGAAAAGACUGAAGUCUAGUUCUCAGCAAUUCAAAACUAUUGUUGAAACUGUAUCAUUCAUGUUUUUAUACAGUGGAGUAGUUUUCAAAAUAAUGUUACAAGAGCCCACGGUGUGUAGUUUGUGACUAUUUUUGCAGCAGAUCCAUUUACUUGUGAGUGCUGAUCUUUUGAAUUUAUAUUUUUGACACUCAUGUUCUCACCCAUCUAUUAUAUUCAUCCACUUCAGAAAAGCAAACUAGUUCUUUAGUGAAAAGUGGUUUGUAACUUUCUAAGCAACUUCUAUUUUUGUGCACUCUUAUACAUUCUCCAAUGCCAGCUGGUGCUGAUCUUUGUUACAUUUACUGACCCACCUGCCCCUCCUCUUUCACUGAUUUUCUACCUCCCUGGGGUUCACUGUUUUCGACACCAUCAGUUGGACAGCCUUGAGGGGGAAAGAGCAAACCUGGCCUCCCAGUGCGAGGAGCUCAGAAUUAGUCUGCAGCAGGAGAAGGAAAACGCACAACUGAGAGACAUACCUCCUCACCCAGCAACUGAUUCUUCUGCGCAAACAGAUGGAGAGGAGACAAAUUCAACACCAGAUGCAUACAAAAGGUUGGAUUAUUAGAAAACCAUUUUUCUUUUCACGUUAAAUAGAACAACACUGUCUUCCAUUGACAGAGAUCUCAGUAAUCUAACAGACCAACAAUUUAAAUCUAAUGUUUUUAUCUCCUCUCCCACAGUUUGAUUGAGCUCCGACACAACAUUGGGCGCCUUCUCCUCUCCUACGUACCUGCUCUGGACUUGGAACAAGUGAAUUAUGAGUGUAAUGUGAUAGAUGAAAUCUUAGAACAAGUAGUGUGUGAUGAGUCAGGGCCCAUUGCACAUGGGGAACUGAGUGAAAGAUCAAUAAAUACAUAGGCAGACAAAACCUAAGCCUUAAGGCUAUUGAUGUAAAUAUUUGAUUGAAAAUAGUGUAACAUGAUAAAGAGUGCAGUAUUACUUCAAUAAUGGGAGGCUGGGGCUUAUUCAUGGGUGUACAGUUUUUUUUAUCAUAACAAGUAAAGACAAUGUAGAAACUUUACAGCAACAUUUACCGAAAUCAUGCAGUAAAUUAUGCAGAUGAUUUACUUUGGUCUGCAGGAUUUUGGACUCUAUCGUGUUAAUAACCACUGCAUACACAAAUGUUUAAAAGUUUGUCUGGUCUAGUCGGAGUUUUUGGAGGUUUCAUCUACAACUAUAAAGAAAACUCGUGGUAAUAUAUAUCUGAUGAUUGUGCAUUGAGGUUGACACGCUGUCCUUUUCUAACUCUUCCUAACAGUAACUGACGGUUUCCUUUUGGGUUGCAUUCAUGCAUGUUUUAAAUAAAUCCUGCCAAAUAUAUUUUUCUAACUCUACCCCAGUGACUGUUGACUGAAUUCUUAUGCACCUUUUACAGGAAAAACAUAAAAUACAGCUUUCUUACAGUCAGAAUGAUAUAAAACAAAAUUAGAUAAAGGAAUUUCAGGAGCUUACCCUUUGAGGUCAUAAACAGGUUGGUCUGGUUGGGCAGUAAUAAAUAGACAGCCAGGGAAGAGCGCUGGUUUUGCAUGCUGUAGUCCUCCUGCGUACAAACAGUACUUCCUCUCUUGGUUCCUAGAUAAGUUUAUUUUCUUGUUUCUUUAAUAAUAAUUUUUGAGGAUUUUUUUCCAUGUGUAAUUAAUUGAAAGGGAAUUUUAAAAUAUGGGGAUCUAUGGCAGAUGAGCGAAAUGUGGUCCUGUGAUAUUUUUAUGACAACUGUGAUAUAGUUUUAUAUUAAUAUUUUAACAGCAUCAGGCAGUAGUUUAAGUCCUUUUUUGACUUGUCAUGCACCAGAAGGGUGCCCUGUCCACAUGGACUGACAAGACCCUGAGACAGACGCAACACUUCCUACCACCAGUGUGAAGCCAGGCUGCAAAACUGGGGGGCUGACUUUUGUAGUGUGGCCAGGCAAAGUAAACAUAAUUCCAACCUCAGUAUGAUUAUCCUCACUGAACAUAUCUGAGGAGCUGGAGCUGGACUCCCUGCUGGCUGUCUGAGGAGAGGAGGAUGCUGUCCAAGCUCCACUCCAUACUGGACAAUGUCUCCCACCCUCUCCAUAGUGAAAUGGUCCUGCAAAGGCGCACCUUCAACAGAAGGCUCCACGAUGAACCACGGAGCGCCGCAGGAAAUCUUUCCUGCUGGUGGUCAUUAAACGUUUUAACUUGUCCCUCGGAGACUCUGACUUCCUCAGUCAGUAGUCUUUAUCUGGGCUCUGCUCACUGUUUUGCAUACAUACAAUGAUACUACUUAUGUUUUAUAUAAUGUACAUACUUGUAUAAUAUCUCUUUACUUUUACUUAUGUUAUCUCUUUAUUUUUACUUAUUUUAUCCAUUAUUUAUUUCCUCUUUAUUCUGUAUUCGCACUGGAGUACUGUGACAAAGCAAUUUCCCCCUGGGGAUUAUUAGAGUAUUUCUGAUUCUGAUAUAAAAGACAUCUAAUAAAAUUUUAAAAUAAUAAUUAUGUAAUUUUCAUCUGUAAAAGGUCUCCCAACAGACUGUAAAAAUUAAAUCUGCUGAACUAUGUUGUUCAAGGACUCAUAAAUAAGGCGUUUGUCCAAAGUCACCAUUUAAAGUACUGAAAAUAGAAAAACAAUUUGUAUUUGAAUUAGUCUGCCUCUUAAUAUUCCAAUAUACAGUUUAUUUAGUCAGUCUAUUCUACAGCGUAUGGGUAAACAUUACAAACAUGGAUAAACAGAAUACAGUGAACGUAACAUCUGCAGUAGCAAGACAGCGGCAAGCAUUCUUACGUCACCUCCUCUUCCGGGUUUUCGACUAAUCACGCUGCGGCUGCUCGACGUGCUGUCUACGGAAGUUUUGGACGAAUCGUACGCGGGAAAAUACUCUUCGCCUCAGCAGCACAACCGAAAAGGUAAAAAGAUAUUUUACAACGAAAUGACCUCUCUCUUUUAAAUAUAAUGGGUUAGAAUAGGCACAUUUGUAGACAUGUUCUGGUAGGCUGCUCGCAGGUUUGUAGUUUGUACACGGUUAAAUGGCUCGGUCCCUUUUAUAUGUUAACUAAACUGCAUCAAACCUGCUAAGAUCACUGCUAGCUGUGUUAGCUGAUGAAAGUCUGUCAUUGUUGCUCACUUUCAAACGUCAGCUUGAAAUCGCCUUUAAAACUCAGUGAAUUUGUGUUUUUAUUUCCGUCCUGCUUCAGAUCUUUGAAAAUGAAGGUUGUAACAUGUGAGAUUGCAUGGCACAACAAAGAGCCGGUCUACAGUCUGGACUUUCAGCACAGCCCCGAGGGACGCAUUCACCGGCUGGCCACAGCAGGAGUGGACACCACAGUCAGGGUGAGUGAACACUGACAGCAAGGACAUAUCUAUGUACAGUCACUGUAACAAACACUGGACCCACACUGUAGUCUAUACGUACACAUACAUGUACUACAUGAAGAACACAACAGUAAUUUGUGAGGUUAUUGCGGUUAAGGCAAAGGUGCUGCAAAAGCAAGUGAUUUUCAACAGAGGAAGAACUGAAUAUAACAACCAUGCAUUUUUAACAGGCAAACAUUAAAGGGAUAUUCCGGCGUAAAAUUAAGUUAGCGUCAAACACACUGUAACACCAAGUUAGACACCCCCUUGAGAUGAAUGUUGCUGACUGCUUGCUUCUCUAGUUAUACUAACUUAAGGAACGACCGCACAAUAGCAGUACACAGUGGUCUGAGGAGCCAUAAACAAACCUCAACCAUAAAGCCACUCUAUAGCCACAAAUAAUGCUCAGAACAGCACCUAACUUCAUCAACAGUACAUGUUGGGUCCCAGCCAUAGUACUAGCCACCAAACAUCUUUUAGCUUUGCCUGAUUUAUUUAGCAAAGAGACUACACAACACAAACGCAACUCACCUACUCUCUUACAGCAGCCGCUUGUUUGUAGUGAGACCUCAGGCCAGUCCAUUACGAACUGCAGUGGGGUGACGCAGCUCAAGGAGGAACAUUUAUGAUCAUUUCUUCAAUUAUGAUCAUGGAAAUGCAAUCAGACCGAGACGCUAAGGCAGCAGAACUACCACGUCUGCAGUGCAAAAUGAUCAAUAUGAUGAUUACAACUUCAAGGAAAUGAUAAAGAAAUGAUCGUAAAUGUUCUUCCUUGAGCUGCAUCACCCCGCUGCAGUCCAUAAUGGACUGGCCCGAGGACUCGCUACAAAUAAGCGGCUGCUGGAAGAGGGUAGGUGAGUUGUGUUUAGUCUUUUUGCUAAAGAAAUUAGACAAAGUUAAAAAGAUGUUUGGUGUCUAGUGCUGUGGCUGGGACCCUAUAUGUACUGUUGAUGAAGUUAGGUGCUGUUCUGAGCAUUAUUUGUGGAUAUAGAGUGGCGUUUUGGUUGAAGUUUGUUUAUGGCUCCUCAGACCGCUGUGUAUUGCUAUCCUGCCGUUGUUACUAAAGUUAGCAUAACAGGAGAAGAAAGCGGUCGGCAACAUUCAUCUCUCGAGGGGGUGUCUAACUCAGUGUUACAGUGUGUUUGACCCUAAAUUAAUUUUACGCCGGAUUGUCCCUUUUAUUAAGUCCCUGAGGCUGUCAAAGGUGUCUCACCUACAGUAGUUCAUUGUCAGAUCUUUUGUCUCACAGUUCUACACUAAAACAGAUAAAUAUGCAUGGUAAAAGUCUCAGGUUGUAUAAUAAACAACCUUGUGUCUGUUGUUAAUACAGCUGUGGCGGGUAGACACAGGCCCAGAUGGGAAAGCUGUGGUGGAGUUUCUGUCCAAUCUGGCCAGACACACCAAGGCAGUGAACGUGGUGCGUUUCAGCCCGAAUGGAGAUCUGCUUGCUUCAGGAGGGGAUGGUAUGUCACACAAUGUACAGAUGUUAGAGGAAAUAUGUUAAGUAGUACUCGAGGGUAAUUGCUGUUUUCUAUUCCUGGACGUAGAUGCAGCAAUUCUGCUGUGGAAGCUCAACGACUCUAAGGAGCCUGAGCAGGCACCAAUUUUUCAGGAGGAUGAAGAUGAUGCACAGCUCAACAAGGAGAGCUGGUCUGUGGUAAAAACACUCAGGUAUGUAAGUCUGAAAAAAACUGAAUCUUUCUUUGAAUCUAUAGUGUCAAUUUGAACUGAAUUCAGUGAGCUGGGGCAAAUGUUUUGGCCAGCCAAUGCAAGGGCAUAUUACUGAUUGUUCUCUUGAGAUUAAACCUUUAAUUCUGCUGUAAUUUGUGCUGAAAAGUCCUUAAAAUCACAAACAAUAUAUUUUUUAAAAAUCUUUAAAUUACAGUUUGUCUAUCUUUUUGGAAUGGAACGUUUUUUUUUUUUAAGAGUGUGUUUGAAGAUCUUGUUUUGUCUGUUCACUGUCUGUUUGGUACAAAUUCUUCCAAACAGUGAAUGAUGAAAGAGAUUUUAUUUGAUUUGUCUUCAGGGGACACAUAGAAGACGUAUAUGACAUCUGCUGGACACGGGAUGGAAACUUCAUGGUGUCUGGGUCUGUGGACAAUACUGCUGUCAUGUGGGACAUCAACAAAGGUUUGCUUAAUCAGUUUUUGUGUUUCUUCUCCUGCUUUUGUGACAACUUGUUUUGGGGUUUUAUUCUCAAAGUUUGACUUUUGUGUGUGUACACAGGACAGAAGCUUUGUAUCUUGAAUGACCAUAAGAGCUAUGUGCAGGGGGUGACCUGGGAUCCUCUGGGCCAAUAUAUAGCCACUCUUAGCUGUGACAGGUAUGAAAACAGGGUUUCUGACCUCUUGUUUUAGACCCCUCUUGAAUUUCUGCCUGAACAGUCACCACUUGUUUGGUGAAGUGAAGUUGGUGAAGUUUGGUGUCAACAGCCUAAUGCUUACCUUGCUUUUGUUAAUGUCUCUUUAAGGGUGAUGCGUGUGUACAGUACUCACACCAAAAAGAAGGCCUUCUGUGUGAGUAAAAUGAGCUCUGGACCGCUUGCAGAGGGAGAGGUCAGUCAACAUUUUGCUUUGAUGAAACUGUACUCCAGAGUUUGUUCUCUGCCCUUUGUCUCACAGUGUGUAAAUCAGAAAAUCUUACAUCAUGUGAGAUCCAAGAUCCUCGACCAAUCUUAUUCUCACACGAAUAUCAAAACCUGCAUUUUUUUUCUAAUAUUACAUGAAAUCAACUUUCUUUUUGCUUUCUGCAUCCUGUACUCGUGUUGUUUGUGGCUGACUUAAACGGUUAUCAGUAUGACCUAUAUUUAUCUUUGCCUUCCCUUUAUUGAGAUCAUCUGAUUCUGAAAUUCCUGCCGUUAAAAAAAGCUGAAAUUCUUCAUUACUGUCUGUGUCAUUUCAGGUCAAACAAUACAGAAUGUUUCACGACGACAGCAUGAGGUCGUUUUUUCGCCGUCUUACCUUCUCUCCUGAUGGAUCUUUCCUGCUUGCUCCAGGUAACAUCCCUAAAAGUUAACUUUAACCUCCACCGAUUUGUUUUUUUCAUUUAUAGGUAUAUUUUUAACCUAUAAACUGGGAUCAUUCCUCAUGUUUUCCCUCUUUUGUCUCAGCUGGUUGCGUGGAGAUUGGAGAAAACAUUAUGAACACGACCUACAUCUUUUCCAGGAAGAGCCUAAAAAGGUAAAUGUUGUGAAAUUCCUGUUUUUGUUCAGGGUCUGUUUCCACUAUGUUAACUAUAAGGAUUUAUAUAAAACUCCCUGUCCUCCCUGUGCAUUUCAGGCCUAUUGCACAUUUGCCGUGUCCAUCGAAGGCUACACUGGCUGUGCGCUGCUGCCCUGUUUACUUUGAACUGAGGACCAAGAAAGGCGAAGGCAAGGACUCAAACCACAGAGACAAAUGAUAAUAAAGCCCUCAAUAAUUUGUCAUGUGCUCUUUGUUUUACUCGCAUGUCUUCUUACUCCCCCCUCAGAUGGCUCUAUUGAGGCUCUUCCGAAUGUAUUCCAGUUGCCGUAUCGUAUGGUGUUCGCUGUUGCAUCUGAGGACUCUAUCUGCCUGUAUGACACACAGCAAACCCUCCCUUUUGGCUUGGUGUCCAACAUCCACUACCACACACUCAGCGAUCUCACAUGGUAAAUUAUGACUCUCGAUUGUUGUCUUCUUUUGUGUUGAGUUUUUUUUAAACCUUCUAAAUAGUUGCAGCAAAAAAAAAAAAGAUUUUUGUAAAAUCAACUCAAUUUGUUAAAAACUUUUCAGAAAGCACCACAGAGCAGAAAUUAUAGUUAGACAUGAAUAUGCACCAAAGACUCAUGUAGAGUAAAAAAGUUGUUUAUUUUUCACGAUUGUUUUUCAGCUCGCAACACCUGGAGUUGAGUUGUUUUCGCACGUCUUGAGUUUUAUCUAUGAAUCAACUUAAACUUUCAGUGUUUAUUUAAUGAUGUCCUGAAAACUCUGUCACUACUUUCCAUGGAUGUAGCUAACUGAUAGGAAGAUGCUGUUCAUUUUUAACAUUUUUUAUCCUUCUCUUUCCUCUAUCUUGUGGAAAUACUCUUUAAAGUGUUGAAAAUAGUCACUUUUAUUUUUUAACAACUCUCCAUAUCAGUCAUGAGAAAUGUCUUUUGAACCGAUUCCUGAAGAAAAAUUAAACUCAUAUGAGAUCUCCGAUAGAGAGGGGAAUUUUCCAUUACAUUUGAGUUAAUCAGACUCUCAAGGUCUGAUGUUAAUUAUUGUAAAUGACAUCAUAAUGUUUAUUUGCUCAGGAUGGGAAACAUCUAUUUUAUAACCACAUACUUAAAGUUUGAAUCACACUAGAAACUUUUUCACAGGAUGAAUUUGUAGAUUUAUUUUUCUGUUUAUUUGUCUGUGAUGAUACAUAUAGACUUUAUUACAUCUAAUAAAAGAACAGCUGAUGCAGUGUAGAGAGAGGGCUCUGGUUCUUCAGACUCACUUUUAAACUUUUUUCCUUCUGUUUACUGACAUGUUUUUUAUUUUGUCCCCUCUAGGUCUCGUGAUGGUUCCUUCCUGGCUGUGUCCUCCACAGACGGUUAUUGCUCCUUCCUGACCUUCUCUCCUGGGGAGCUGGGCACUCCGCUGAAAGAGCCCCCCACCCUGGAGGUGUUUACCCCAAACACUGCUGGUGAGAAAAAAGGCAAGAAGUCCUCAACGGCCAAGACGUCAUCUCCUGUAACCCAGCCGCCAAGCUCAGCUCCAACUCCAACACCCCAACCUGGAGCAGGCAAAGACACCCCCUCUGCCACCCUUCCAGAGGAGAAGAAGAGCACCCCCAGCGCUAAGUCUAAACCUCAGCCUCGCAGAAUCACCCUCAACACGCUGGAGGGCUGGGGGAAGCCCUCUACCCCUAAAGCCACCGCUGCUCCGGCACCCCAGACCCCAACGUCUGCAAGCACAAGUGCACCGUCCACCCCUCAACAUCGUGUCGCUCCUCUUACUCCAACCAACUCCUCCAACACUCAGCAUCGCAUCACUCCACUCACUCCCUCGACCCCAAAAGUCCUGAAUAUUGCCAACGCUGCUGGGCCCCUUACUCCUAAAGGAGCAACAACCCCAAAGGGACCAACACCAAGGUAAUCAUCGCCUCAGAUUCUGACUCAGCAGCAGGUAAACAGAGAAUAACUUUUCGUAUUUAUGAAUGACAGGCAAGUAAAUCGGCAGGAGAAGUUCUGAAUCUGAUAGUGAGAGUGUGAGAGUGUGAGGAAAAAGAGAGGGUUUGAGCUCUUAUUUAUGAUGCUAUUAUAAAGUAACACUAUAUUUAGAGACUAUAUUUAAGAUUUUAUUUAAAGUUAAAAUUAAAGUUAAAGAUUUUUCUUAGUUGUAUUACCUACAAGUUUUCUCUCUGUGGAUGUUUUUUCAUAAAUCAUAAGAAUAUUAUUUAACUCCUCAGCAAACACAUUUAGGUGAGAUCUCUCAUUCAGAGCAGUGAUGAAGUAGAGAUGAUGAAGAGCAGAUAAGGGAUCUUCAAGUAAUGCAGCAGUGUGCAAGAAAAUGACCAGAGAAAAUUCACAGAUUUACACAAAUGUGGAUAAAUAAAAUUACAUAAAUACAAUAAGAAUAUUUUGAAGAUUCAAAUGUUUUGUUCUAUGAUUGUCACAGAAGGAGACAUGAUUUCAUAUGAAUAAAUUGACAUGUAUGUAGAGUAUCUGAUCACUGUGAGCCUUGGCCACUCCAAGUUUGUGUGAUUUAGUUGGGGGCUCUAUUAUCUACACAUAAACUUGAGGGGUUUCUAAUAAAAUCCUGGAUUUUUCAGUCAACACUUCUGAAAGGAUGAACAUAGUCAUGCAUCAUUAACAAUCAAAUUAAUUUUAGUCUCGGGCUUGUUUUUUUUAACCUUUAAAUUCACUCUGAGAAAACCAUGAUCAGAUGUUGUUUUUGCAGUGUAAUGAAUGAUACUUCACACAGACUACAUCGAUUAUAAUGUAAAGAAACAUUUGAACUACUCAGAUGAAUUUUUGGAUUUCCCUCUGGGAUUAAUAAAGUAUCUAUCUAUCUAUCUAUCUAACUAACUAUGUAUGUGGCUCAAGUCCUACUGAGGAAGCAGAUACACAAAGAAAAGCCCCCUCCCUCCCUUCCUCCUUCCCUCUAAUGAUUAAACUAAGCUGGUAAUCUCUGAGGAUGCUGCUUACAGGAAGAGUACUGAGAGAGAGAAGUGUCUUUAAAAAUGUGUAGGAGAACGUUUUGGAUCAAAUUUGAAUAUCUGUCUGAAAGUCAGGACUAACACACCAAGCUGUAAUGAGGUUGUGAUUUUGGUUGUGGGCCGUGUUGUGCUCAGUUCUAGGAGUGGGAACAAAGCCCUGUCUGGUACGAGGGAUUCGUUGGACCCCCCACUGACUAUAAAAUAAUAAUCACUCUGGCAGACUGCGCUGAGACAAUGGCAGCCUUUUUGCAUGCUUCUGUUUUUACUUGUAUGUGUAUUUUAGUGUAUUUUCUUUGGCUUGUCUUGUUUAGCUAAGGAAAUGUUUGAGUGGAGGACCAAAAAAUGAGGAAUGAACUGGAACAGCGAUCACUCUUCACCGUUCUGCAGUUUGUUUUCUGUUGAUCAAUUGCUCGAACCCUCGCAUAAUUUGUGCUUUCUGUUUUUUUUUUUCAUACAGGAGAGUAUCUUUGACCCCUAUUGCUUCCAGAUCUCCAGCAGCCGGCUCACUCUUCCGUACUCCUUCGUCCACUGAGAAGGCGAAACACGGUUAGUGAGAAGCAUGUAGGCUGGCCUCUGAUGUUCUUUAUGCUCCAUGUUUCACAAACAUGGACAAAAUGGCUGGAAGACCCUUCUUAGACAUAUUUGUUCACAGAAUUUGAUCUUGGUUAUAGAUGGGGCUAAAAAUUCAGUCUUUUCCUUCCUGAUGCUGAGUCAGAUAAAUCAAUUCAGUUUAUCUAACGGUUCAAUAAUAGUGCUUGAUGCUCGAAAUCAGUUUUCCUAACAGCUUUAGACUCUUAGUAAGGCCAUAUAAUGAGGUAAACAGUCAUUCAAAUCAGUGUAUCUUGUGAUGAGCUCCAUUUAUUGCAUUUGUGUAGUCUCCCUGUUAUGUCUACAAGUUUGGUUAUGGCAUCAUUGUUUGCACUGAGGUCCUAUAGACCAGGGCGGACGGCGUUUUUGCCAGCCAGUUAGAUGUUGACACAAACCGUUCACCAAAAUGUUGGAGGAAUGUCAAAAAGGUCCAAAUUAAACCCAACAGUUUUAGCGGCCUCAGUGUCAGCGUCUUCAUUACAACAAUAAGUGUUUUAUGUUAAUAACCACAUUAUUUAUCUGUAGCAUGAGUGGUGAUUGUGUCCCAUUUCCCUGUCACUGAUUUCCUUUCCUUCCUUUCUUUGUAUUUCAUCAGAACGUCCAUCUCCACCCACUGAUCCAGUCUGCCAGCCUCCAGAGUCUAAAAGGCCAAAGACCAGUGAGCCCCCGGCAAAGACCAGUGCCACCAAAGCUUAAUGUUAACUGGCAUGAGUGUGUUGUUAUGACAUUAGAACAAAAAGAAGAUUAAAGGCAGAAGAUAAGCUUGAGAAGCUUCAGGAGCAUUUUAAGCCUUGUGUUCGGGCUGAUAUAACGUUUUCUUUAACCUGAAAUAUUGAGUGAAUUCCCUUUUUAGUCAUUUGUGUUUUGUAUUAUACAGUAGACAAAGUAAUUGUGUUACAUUUUGAUGUGUGUGGCAUUUAUAAGUGCUGUUGUAAAAAGGCAUUUUUGUCUCAUGGCUUAUCAAAAACAUGCGAUUGUACAAGUGAAACUGCAUUAAAAAAAGAUAUAAACAACGUUUAAAA
Messenger RNA from Xyrichtys novacula (pearly razorfish), 23537 nucleotides. The record is from the annotation of a GenBank genome assembly. NCBI's taxonomy places the organism in Eukaryota, Metazoa, Chordata, Actinopteri, Labriformes, Labridae.